This is a messenger RNA of Arachis duranensis, 852 nucleotides long. Its product is annotated as serine/threonine-protein phosphatase 7 long form homolog. The record is from RefSeq and is a predicted model, not a curated record. The coding region runs from base 1 to 852 and encodes 283 amino acids. Gene Ontology annotation, biological process: meristem development; meristem maintenance. The transcript is spliced from 3 exons. Lineage: Eukaryota; Viridiplantae; Streptophyta; Magnoliopsida; Fabales; Fabaceae.
AUGGAGGAUGAGGAUCGAUUGUACCGACUAAAUGGCAUCGCUCACGUGGCAGGAUAUAUCGACGAAGAGCCUAGUAGGGUUAUUACAGCCGUUAGGCGGCAGCAGAAUAUGUCCUUACAUGACCGGAUUAUACCGUAUCUGGAGACUGCGGGCUUGUAUCAUCUUGCUAGGCUAAACAGUCAGUGGUUCUGGGUUGAUGAGUCUCUGCUUAGCGCAUUUAUUGAGCGGUGGCGUCCGGAGACCCACACGUUCCAUAUGCCGUUUGGUGAGUGCACCAUUACUUUACAGGAUGUUGCGUAUCAGCUGGGUUUGCCGAUUGAUGGUGCACCCGUUAGUGGGUGCUUGACUAAGUUUGAGAAUCUUAUGGAACACGGUAGACCAGCAUGGGUGUGGUUCCGGGAGUUGUUCGGGGAGUUACCUCCACAGAGUAAAGUGAAGCAGAUGACAGUGUGCUACACCUGGUUCCACGAGAGGUUCCGAGUUCUCCCUGCAGAUGCUACUGAUGAGACCGUGCGUGUAUACGCACGCGCUUAUAUCCUGAUGUUGUUGUCGUCUCAGCUGUUUGCGGACAAGAAUGCAAACAGGGUACACCUUCGCUGGUUGCCUUAUUUGACAUCAUUGGAUGACUUGGGCAGAUAUAGCUGGGGCUCCGCUGCACUAGCCUGGUUGUAUAGGUGUCUUUGUCGUGGUACAAACAGAAACGUCGUUAACUUGGCUGGGCCGCUACACCUACUACAGUCUUGGAUUUUCUGGAGGUUUCCCACUCUGAGGCCCACUGGUUUUGACCGGUUCGGUUUUUCGCUUGCUUCAAGGUGGGCCGAGUUUGUUCUGAGGAACGAUGCAGGGGCAUAG